GAAAGGAGGCUACGACAUGCGGAUCAGCAGACCUAGUGGCGGCGCGGUGCCACGGUUGAACGCGCUCCUGGUGCCCGGCGAGGGCUCCAUCACCUCCCCGUACGACGACCCGAACAGUCCAUUGCCCUUCGACCCCAUCGAGCCCGACCAGGCCCCGAAGCCGUGGAAG
Molecule: messenger RNA, 169 nt
Organism: Symbiodinium natans
Lineage: Eukaryota; Dinophyceae; Suessiales; Symbiodiniaceae
Source: the annotation of a GenBank genome assembly